AUUCCACUCACCAUCCUCACUGACUCCACGCCUGAAAUAGUAGGCUACUUAUUUGGUGGACAAAAGUGGACUAGAAUAGCAGUUCAUGUGCAAAUAAUACUCGCGUUGUUUUGGCUUGAACUUUCGCUCGCAUAAUGUUUGUGUUUCAACGUGUAGUAGGUUGCUUAGCAACGCGCAAUUGAGUUUGUCCCAUUUUCACAAAACGAUGUGGGGUGGACCUCGCAUGGAUUUGACCACAUUUGACCUCAUUAACCAUUCUGACCUGAAGUCUGAAUAGAUUUUUGCUUUUCGAACUCAACUGGAAUGUGUUGUUUACGACUUCACAUCAUUCUAGAAUGAUCGUCCUGUAUUUGCACUCAUUUCAUUCUGACCAUGAUUGAGCAUGGCCCUUAUUUGUAUCGGAACAGUUCAUAAUAUUUGUAUGCAUAAUAUUUGUAUGAAAACUAAUAUUUGUAAUUUGAUUGUUGCUACUUGAUUACCUAUCCCCCCCUCUCGAUUGAAGCCAUCGAUAUGCAGUAUAGAAGCGCUUUCAGAACCACAUACUGUGUUUUUGAGGCAAAUUGUGUUUAUCCCAAGUUUGAACGCUUGAGGUCGCAUCAGACCACCACUUUGUGUCCGCUCACUGGCUCCGCGGUCGGGCGUCGCGUCAUCAGGCUGCUCGCGCUGUGUGCGGAGCCCAAAUGACGACGAUAUUUGGAGGAGGAGGAUAGCGGAUGGAAUUAUGGACGAUCGGGCGUUGUUUUGUGGUUAAAAAGCUGUGUUUCUGACGUGGGAAUCCGUGGAAAUAGCGAUGGGCGGUGGACGGAAAACGUCGAGGUUGUGCUGUUUCUUUCUUGUGGUUUUAUGGCACUGCUGCGCUGCGCAGAUUUCCUACUCUAUUUCCGAAGAGGUGGACAAAGGAACCGUGGUGGGCAACCUUGCGAAGGACUUAAAUGUCAACGUGAGGGACCUUCAAACUCGGGAUCUCAGUGUGGUGUCGGUUUACAGUAAGGAAUACUUCAAGGCCAAUUUUCGAACGGGAGAGCUUUAUGUCGCAGAGCGAAUAGACCGCGAGGGGUUGUGUCCAAAGGCGACAAAAUGCACUCUCAGCUUCGAAGCCAUCCUGAGAAAGCCGAUGUCGCUGCAACGGAUUGAGGUGCUGGUUGAUGACUUGAACGACAACGCACCCCGCUUCGUGGAGGAGUCACAUUCAAUGAACGUGUCUGAAUCCUCACCCACGGGCGAGCGCUUCUUACUCCCACUGGCGCUUGACGCUGAUAUCGGCGCAAACGCGGUAAAGACUUACAAGCUGAGUACAAAUGAACAUUUUUCUCUUGACGUGCAAGGCGGCGGAGAGCAGAGUGUAUCAGCUGAGUUGGUGCUGCUGAAAGCUUUAGAUCGAGAAAAACAAGCCACGAUUAAAUUCACACUUACUGCCGUUGAUGGAGGAAAGCCUUCCAAAACUGGAACGUUGUUGUUGAAUGUCAAUGUUUUGGAUGUUAACGAUAACACGCCUUCAUUUAGCCAAGCGCUGUACAAGGCUCGCGUGAAAGAAAAUGCGCCCUCUGGGUCUUUAGUGAUUCAGUUGAGGUUUUGCCUCGUGUUUUCCCCUCGCAUGUUACAGUAUUGGUCAGAUAUGACGGAGCCCUGGCAGUGUUGA
Phycodurus eques (leafy seadragon) is the source of this 1639-nucleotide messenger RNA. RefSeq names its product protocadherin beta-14-like. The record is from RefSeq and is a predicted model, not a curated record. Gene Ontology annotation, cellular component: plasma membrane. The transcript is spliced from 2 exons. The coding region runs from base 791 to 1639 and encodes 282 amino acids. Gene Ontology annotation, molecular function: calcium ion binding. Gene Ontology annotation, biological process: homophilic cell-cell adhesion. NCBI's taxonomy places the organism in Eukaryota, Metazoa, Chordata, Actinopteri, Syngnathiformes, Syngnathidae.